This is a messenger RNA of Bacillus rossius redtenbacheri, 2697 nucleotides long. RefSeq names its product trans-1,2-dihydrobenzene-1,2-diol dehydrogenase-like. The transcript has 6 exons. The record is from RefSeq and is a predicted model, not a curated record. The coding region runs from base 369 to 1373 and encodes 334 amino acids. NCBI's taxonomy places the organism in Eukaryota, Metazoa, Arthropoda, Insecta, Phasmatodea, Bacillidae. Gene Ontology annotation, molecular function: nucleotide binding.
GGUCAUCGCCUACGUGAUUAUUUACUGAUGAACGGUGGCGGCCGCAAACUUAGCAUCAUUGCGUUUUCGUUCUUGGUGGCCAUUCUUUAACCACACUUCCUCCCCCCCCUCAUAAAACAAAUGUUUUCCACACUCCAAACCAUUAGAUGUCCCGCAAAAGUAAAUUGUCCUUGGUUUAUUCACGUCUCAGCUGCGUGAUGUUUGGUGCGGUUACGUAAAUACUUCAAAAUAUUCCCACAGUCUUGUUAUCGUGUUUACAUAACGUGCACAAUAAGUAACAGUCGCCAAGCGCUGCUCGCACUUGCUAAUUGACCUUGCUGCGUGUCGAGUCCGCUGCUUCUCAGCCACGCUGAUUUUCGUUGGAAGCCAUGGCCACACGGUGGGGGAUCGCGAGCGCGGGCAAGAUCAGCAACGACUUCGUGGCGGCGCUGAGCGCGCUGCCCUCGAGCGAGCACCAGGUGGUGGCCGUGGCCGCCCAGCAGCUGGACCGCGCCAAGGACUUCGCCAAGCUGCACGGCAUCCCCACCGCGUACGGCUCGUACGAGGAGCUGGCGAAGGACUCCAACGUUGACGUGGUGUACGUGGGCACCAUCCACCCGUUUCACCACCAGCUGGGCAAGAUGAUGCUGGGCGCGGGCAAGCCGGUGCUCAUCGAGAAGCCCCUGACCUUGAACCUGAAGCAGACGCGCGAGCUGGUGGAGCUGGCCCGCUCCAGGAAGCUGUUCCUCAUGGAGGCCGUGUGGUCGCGCUGCUUCCCCGCGUACCGGCAGCUGCGCGAGGAGAUCACGUCCGGCCGCCUGGGGGACAUCGUCCAGGUGGUGUGCAACUUCGGCAUCCCCAUCGAGGACGUCGACCGGAUCAAGCUGAAGGAGCUGGGCGGGGGCUCCAUCCUGGACCUGGGCAUCUACCCCCUGCAGUUCGCGCUGAUGGCGCUGGGCCCGCGGCUGCCCCAGCAGGUCAAGACCGUGGGCUCGCUGAGCGCCGAGGGAGUGGACACCAACAUGGCCACCCUGCUGAGCUACGAGGGUGGCCAGGUGGCCAUGCUGGGCUCGCACGCCAGGGCCAAGUUCCCCAACGACGCCCUGGUCGUGGGCACCAAGGGAUACGCGCGGGUGGAGGAACCGUUCUGGUGCCCCACCAAGCUGGUCACGCCGAGCAAGACCUACGAGUUCCCGCUGCCGCAGAUCACGAGGAGGAUCAACUUCCCGAACAGCGAGGGCAUGAGCUACGAGGCGGCGGAGGUGCGGCGCUGCUUGAAGCAAGGCCUGAUCGAGAGCCCUCUGAUCACGCACAAGGAGAGCCUGAUCCUGGCGGAGCUGGAAGACCGGCUGAGAGCGGACAUCGGAGUGCGCUACCCUCAAGACGACGACUAGGUGUCGCCCCCCUGGACAGAACCAGGCACGGUCACUUUGGUGCUCAAGUGUUGCGGAGAAUGCUUUUUGCAGUACUUUUGUAAUUUGGGGGACCCAAGCACGUACAAUUAUGCAUUAGUAUUGUACGUAUUGUUAUACAGGAAAAAGCAUAUGAAUCAAAACAUUCUUGUAGGCAAAACGUUUUUUUUGUGCUUAUUGUUUGGUUACACUGUUACGGCUUUCGUGUAAAAAAAAAAAUAGACAAUAUUGUUAGGUAUCGUUUACAACACUUCACAAAUGGUUCAAACUUAAAAUAAUAAUCAUUUUAUUUUUUCUUAGAUGGGCACUUCACAAUCUUGAAGGCAGGAAAAAUAAAAUGCGAGGAAUUGACAUUUCUUCUUGUAACAUUCUCAACGUUUGUGCCUUAAUGUAAAUUUUCUCAUCAAGAAAUUGGUACUUAGCUAGAUUCAGUGUUUCCUCCUGGUCUUCCUAGUUGUGUGAAUAGACUGGUCACAAGUCCUUCCAGGCAUACAAGUAUGCGAGUGACAUCUUUUCACAAUGGGUGUCAUCUUUGAUUCUGUAUGGGACUUGUAACCAUACAAAUGAGUGGUGAAUAUUUUAUUUUCGAAAUAACCAAAAAUAUUCCAGUGCACAUCUUGAUGCAAGAUAUUAACUUUCUUUCUUUUCGAAAGAACAUGAAAGUGCGGCUAACUCAGAAUUUUUUUUUUUUAAUUAGAUUUGUACCACUAAAGAAAUACCUUCAGUUGUCCUUUUAGUUUAUAAAUCUUAAUUUUAAUAGUUAAUGAAGUGCAUUUUGGAGCAGCCUGUCCAUUUCAAACCAAAUAAGUAAAUAUAGUUUGUUUUGUGUAAAAUAUUUCAAGGGAAAUAAAAGUGUGAAACGCUAAAUUAAAUUCAGUUCCAAUUGUAGACUCAAGGACUGAAGUAAAAAAAAAAUAAUAACAAUUCAAGGGGGACCAGAUAUAUAUUAUCCAACAAUAAAUUUACCAAACAGGAACAUUUUGGUAAGAUUUUAUGUACAAUCAUUGUUGAUUUUAUAAUUGGCUGGAUAUUUUUCAGGCCAAAUAUUUUCUGAUCAUAUUAGUAGAGUAAUUAAUUUUUCUUCAUCAUAAUCAUUGUAAUUGUUUGUUAUAAUUUGUUAGAUUUUUUUUUAAUGAAUAUUGUAGCUGUUGGUAUACGUAGUUUGUUUUAUUAAGGUUUAUUAUGAGAGAUAUUUACUAUAUUUUCUCUUGAUUCUGAGCUUUACCAUAUUUUACUAUUGUGGAGUCAAAAAAAUGUAGCAUGAACUGUUGGUAGUGAACAUGUUAAUAAACUUGACAUAAUUUUC